ACGUGUUCGUGUUGUUAUCAGAUUGAUGGGCAGGGUUUGAUUGAAACCCCUUUGUCAUGCAAAUGUCAGGGCCGUGAUGGAUGAGCUCAGAUAUCUGACAAACUUCGGGAGCCCCGCGCUCAUUGGGCUCGGGGAGGACCACGUGGCCCCCGCCCCAGCCCCCAGCCCGGACCCUGCCGAAGGCUCCGGGCUUCGAGGGCUAGCGAUGCAUGGAAGGAAGUUUUACAGCUUUGACAUACUAUCUAAAGGUUGUAGGGCAGGCGGAAUCCCCCCCAAAACAGGCUGACCCUCCUCCAUCAGUGGCAGAUGGACAAUACUAGGAUGAACUCCUUCUUAGAGUAUGCAAUUUGUAACCGUGGGACGGGCGCCUACCACCAUUUAGAGCAGAGCUCCCCUUCCUUCCCCUCCUGCGCAGGUAGCCCCGCCAGUGACACGUUUAACGGCGACGGGCGCUUUGGCGCGGGAGGCAGCGCGGCCGCAGCCGCCCAGCUGCCCCAGCAGAGCCCCGGCUACCCCCCGCCCGCCGGGCGCGCCGUCCCCUUCGCGGGCGCUGCCCCCGCCGCCGGCUACCCGGCCCAGACGUGCAGCCCCAGCUACGGGCACCACCAGCUCUACCUCGGCCAGCAGGAUGCGGACGGCGCCUUCUUCCCGGCGCCGGGGUACGCGGCCAGCGCGGCAUCCGCGCUCGGCGCCCUGGCGGACGGCUACUGCGGGGCGGCGGCGGCCGCGGGGCAGUACCAGCAGCACCUUUACGGGCAGGAGCAGCCCAGCUAUUUGCCCGCCGUUUACAGCAACCUCUCGCCUUCUCUAACCGAGGACAAGGACCCCGCGUGUCCCUCGGAGCCGUGCCCCAACCCCAGCGCCGCGCAGACCUUCGACUGGAUGAAAGUGAAGAGGAACCCGCCCAAGACAGCUAAAGUGUCGGAGUACGGACUGCUGGGCCAGCCCAACACCAUCCGCACCAACUUCACCACCAAGCAGCUGACGGAGCUGGAGAAAGAGUUCCACUUUAACAAGUAUCUCACCCGGGCCCGAAGGGUGGAGAUCGCUGCUACCCUGGAGCUCAACGAAACCCAGGUGAAGAUCUGGUUCCAGAACAGGCGGAUGAAGCAGAAGAAGAGGGAAAAGGAAGGUCUGGCCCCGGCUGCUGCUUCCAGGUCUGCGAAGGAAGCAAACGAAGCAUCGGAUCAGUCCAACUGCACCUCACCUGAGGCCUCCCCCAGCUCGGUGUCCUCCUGAGACACGUCCCUCAGAGGCACAGCGAUCAACCCGGCCUGCUCGGACAGACACACGCGCGAACACGCGCCUCCCACGCGCAGCCCCGUCCACACGCCCACGCACCCGCGCGGAGGCAGGACACGUCCCCUCCGAGCAGCCCCUUCGCCUGCAGUCGUCACCCCACGUGCGAUACCAUUUCUCCUGCUUGCAUUUCUCUCUCUUAAUUUAUAGACCCUCUGUAAAACACUGGACUCCAAAGGAGCAGCCGUGCCCUCAUAUAUUCUUAGCAAUAGCCAUUUGUCUCAGGGACGUUUUUCCCUCUCCCUUUCCCUUCUCCCUCCCCGAUAGGAACUGCACUUUCAACUACAGAAACUUUAAAACGAAUUUAGUUCUCUCCCGUUUUUAAAAUGUGCACAAUGACUUUUGUCUGCAAGAAUCCUACAUUUGAUGUAUUUUUCCUCCCCACGAGAGUGUAAAAAGUUUUGAGUAUUUUUUGUUUCUCUUUUGUUUACUCUUUGUAUAUCUUGGAAUGAGAUCUGACGUACCCAAAAUGCUAGAAGCCUCUGGAAAGACACAGACAAACACUAGGCAAAAAGGCAACUCCUCUUCUACCAGUUUGCACUAUUACUGCUUUACAGGGUCCUGCACGCUCUUCGACUACGGUUGUUGCUAGUCCUGGGGGAGAGAGGGCUGUGCUAUCCGAGCACACGAGCUCAGGAGGCGGCUGACCUCGGGGUACUUCGGGCAACGGCCGUUGCCGUGCGAGGUGUGAACGUGCACGGGAACAAGGCUGCGGAGUGGGACAGCAGCUCUUGGCUCCCCCAGACGCUGAUGGACGGACUGGUAUUUAUUGUAUGUCUCGAUAGCCUGAAGUCUUGAAACGAAGUAGCACGGUUCCUUGUACCCCCCACCCCCCUUAGGCUUACCGGAGUCCGAUGAAAACAUUAUUUAACCACGGUUAAUUGUUUCCCUUCCCCACGAGAAACUUUAGCGUAGAGCGAAAUGAAAACCACGGAAACUUUCGUUAAAAGUGCUUUAAAGAGAAAAACGACAUCGCGAAAAACUAGCGAUUUCUUAAUCGGAUUCUCCCGUUUCCCCUCCGGUCCCUUCCCCGUGCUCUGUACUUUGAAAUGAAACUACCUCAGUCUAAUAAAGUUUACUUUUUCCACAUGCAA
This is a messenger RNA of Dromaius novaehollandiae (emu), 2393 nucleotides long. It is a transcript of the gene HOXB1, whose product is annotated as homeobox B1. Gene Ontology annotation, molecular function: DNA-binding transcription factor activity, RNA polymerase II-specific; RNA polymerase II cis-regulatory region sequence-specific DNA binding. The transcript has 2 exons. Gene Ontology annotation, cellular component: nucleus. The coding region runs from base 307 to 1239 and encodes 310 amino acids. Lineage: Eukaryota; Metazoa; Chordata; Aves; Casuariiformes; Dromaiidae. The record is from RefSeq and is a predicted model, not a curated record. Gene Ontology annotation, biological process: regulation of transcription by RNA polymerase II.